Penicillium cataractarum is the source of this 1800-nucleotide messenger RNA. RefSeq lists its product as uncharacterized. The transcript has a single exon. Lineage: Eukaryota; Fungi; Ascomycota; Eurotiomycetes; Eurotiales; Aspergillaceae. Bases 1 to 1800 code for a protein of 599 amino acids. The record is from RefSeq and is a predicted model, not a curated record.
AUGCAUCCUGUGAUGAGUUUUGAUGAUGCCGCGUGGGUCAAGAGCGAGCAAAUUGUCGACAACUGGAUCUACCAGUUCUGUAGGCCUGAGAUCGGGGCUGCAGCUGCUCAAACCCUGUUGGACUAUCACAAUUCUGGCGAGCCUGUUGAUUUUACCCUGAUUGGAAAGGGGAGUUACAACAUCUCGUUCCGGAUGGAGUUUGAAAACGCUCCAUCGGCGGUGAUACGCUACCCUUUGCCUGCGACACUGCGAUUUCCUGAUGAGAAGAUUCGGAAUGAGGCCGCUGUUAUGCGCUAUGUGCGAGAGCACACGUCUAUUCCGAUUCCUCGGGUAAUCUACCAAGGGAACGCGGAUGAAAGCCAACUGUGUCUUGGACCUUUUGUCAUCAUGGAGUAUGUUCCACAUAACUCUACGAUGUAUGCCUUGUUAAACCCGCCUGAGCGCCCGGCAAACCUACGCGGAGUCCUUAAUCCAGACAUCUCAGAAGACCGGCUGGAGACAUUGUACCGUGAACUCGCAGACAUUCUCUUGAAGAUGUCUAUGUCGUCUUUCCCUCGGAUAGGGUCACUCAAGCAAAAGGAUGACUCCACGUGGGAAGUUGCCCACCGACCGCUCACGCUUAACAUGGAACAAAUGGUUGUGAUGGGAACUUUGCCUCCAGAAUAUUUACCAGGCCCAGAUGUUACCUUUGAAACGUCCGCUUCAUACCUAGAGUCCGUCGCAGAGACCUUCAUCCAGCAUCUCAAUCACCAGAGAAACGACUCCAUCGAGUCCGCAGAUGAUUGUCGGCGAAAGUUUGUAGCCAGGCGUCUGUUCCAGAAACUUGCAAGAGAGCAGAAAUUAACCAACCAUCCUCUUACAAAUGGCCCUUUCAAGCUAUGGUGUGAUGACUUCAGACCCGCCAACGUGAUUAUGGACCUGGGCGACCAUAUCGUCAGUGUGCUGGAUUGGGAGUUUAGCUACUCAGCCCCAGUCGAGUUUACCUAUGCUCCUCCGUGGUGGCUCCUUGUUGAAAAGCCUGAGUACUGGCCCGAAGGUCUCGAGGCCUGGACACGCGUGUAUGAACGUCGCUUAAAGACCUUUCUUGGGGCAAUGAUCAAAUGUGAAGAUGCCAGGAUCGACAGAGGAGAGAUGAGCGAUGCACAACGGCUCUCUGGUCACAUGAAGAAGAGCUGGGAAAGCGGAGAUUUCUGGAUCACGUAUGCAGUAACGCACAGCUUUGCUUUUGAUGCCAUAUACUGGCAAAAGAUUGACCCGCGGUUCUUCGGGCCGUCAAAUGACCACGAGACCGCCUGGAAGGAAAGGCUUGUCCUGCUCAGUGCCGAGGAUUGUGCCGAGAUGGAAAGACUUGUAGCCCGAAAAGUUGGCGAGUCCAAGAACAAACAGCUCGCGUGGGACUGCGACGAGUACACUCGCUUCCUUUCCGAUCGACUAGCACACGCUCAGAUAGACCUCUCAGGGGCAGAUGACGAGAUUGGAGAGAAAAAUGCGAAAGAUGGGGCUAAAGAAGCCGAGAGUUAUGACGAUAGCGAAGUAUUGGAGGCUACAUCAAAUGAGGUUACGAAUGGCCCUACCCAGCAUUCGCUGGAAUCGGCCCAUUCGAUGGCCAUUUUCCAAGCUAUCAUUGAUUUCUCCGCUGAUAGGCACCCCCUGGCGAAUAUUGAGGCUGGGAGCACCCAGAAGGUCGAUGUUGCGAUUCCUCAGACAAAGGAGGAAUAUAUUCACGUUGCGAACCUUUCGCCGAAAGACGCUCAAGAUGCUCUGGAGACGCAAGUGCUCUCUGAAAAACUGGUCGGGUAG